AAUCGAAGAUUCAUUUUAAUAGAGAUGAUGGUCUGUUUGUUUUGUUAAUUGUUCAUUGAUUGUGACUGUGACAUUGUGGUUUAUCUUUUCUGAUGCAGAACUGGUUUGACGAAGACUCUUUGUGGCAAAUUGUCUUUGUCCACGUUUGAGAGUGAAUAAACCAACAUGAACUAAAUCUGACGGUCUUUGGGUAUAUACUAUAUUUUUUAUCAUCAAUUUGUAUUUGAUAAUUUCAGAAAGUGCAGUCAUGGUUAAGGAAGGAAUCUGAGCUACAUGCUCAACUGAAUCAGAUUCAGGAAAUUUUUGAGGGGACCUAAUGAGCAAGCAGCAGUGCGUCAGAAAGUUAAAGCUGAACUCUUGAUCUGCUGAGAAAUUCAGAAAGGAAGUGAAUGAGAAACCAAGACAGGCAUUGGCAGCUUAGCAUUGUGUUGGGGAAAGUUAUUAAAAUAGGUGGGAAUUAGAGCUGUUUACAAAAACAAAAACUCUUGAAAGGAAGAGGUUACGGUUAAAAGGCUCAUGCCUUGGACAUCUCAGUUGUUCUCUCUACCACUCCAAGUGUGUAUUUUAAAUGAAGAAACUCAUAGCUCGAAUAGCAUGCUGUGUCAAUAAAAUAUGACCUUGAAAAGCUCCCAAGACGAAAAGGUUAGAGCUUUGGUCUGUAAUAAAAUUGCAACACUCCUUUUCAGAACCUAUUGAAGGAAAAGAUGGAACUUGCAACUGAGUUGGAAAACUGUAAGAAGAAGAAGAAGAGAAAAACAACAAAGCAAUGGAACUUAAUUUUGGAUCUGCUGGUUAGUAGCUUUUGAAGCAAGGUAACCUAAGGAGAGGCUCUUAAUAUGUCAACAUGGUGGAGCCCUGAUUGAAAGUUGGUAGUUGGCCGCAAAAGAUACAGAUGGAACUAUUUAAAAAUGUGUGAAGACUGAGAUUAGAAAACAACCAAAAUACAUUUGUCAAUUCUGACUUUGCGAGACUGAGUGUGAACAGAUAGAACUUCGUUUGAUGGUUUGGUGAAUUAAUGGGGACCUUGGGACAGUGAAUUUGGUUUAACCAUAAGGAAAUAGAGAAGAAGAAAGAAGAAACCUAAGGGACCAAAGCAACUUGAAGAGAAAAUGGUGGAAUCUGUAGGACAGAGUUGAAGCAAAAACAGGAAACAUGAAACUUAAAAGAAAGCUUGGCAGACAAAGAAGUCGAGCUAAAGAAGGUUGCUUUUGAAAAAGAAAGCUCAGAGCAAUGGCAGGUUUUGCUCUCGAUGAGCUUGGCAAAGGUAAAUGAAAGCUUGAUUGAUAAACUGCAGUCAUAAGAAGGAGACAACCUAUGUCAAGAACAUUAAAGAAUUGUGAUCGAAAAAUGAGUUUGUUUGCACAGAGGAGAAACCAACCUGUGGAACAUUGUUCAAGAAACUGAGAAGCUCAGAGAUAAGGAGCUGGCUGUAUUGUACUAAAGAGUGGUUAGUACCAAAUUGCAAAGCAAUAAUCAAGAUAAGAUUAGCUGAGAAAGAAGCCAAAAAGGUCAAUGGAGUCUUGUUAUCAGAUGAAGGUUGAGGAGCUAGCACUAUAACUUAAUUCCCCUACCGAGAAAAAUCUAAAGACACAAACUUUUUUUUUGGGUGAGAGAUGGAUUACAAUCCAAAUAUACCACCUUUAGGAGGUGGUGGGAGUUUGAGAAGAAGUAUAAGCAGGAGUGUAAGCAGAGCAAGUAGAAACCUUGAAGAUAUCUUCUCAGCUGGUUCAAGAAGAACUCAAUCAGUUAAUGACGACGAAGAAGCUCUUAAAUGGGCAGCCAUUGAGAAACUACCAACUUACAGCCGUCUCCGAACAACUCUCAUGAACGCAGUUGUCGAAGAUGAUGUCUACGGUAAUCAGCUUAUGAGCAAAGAGGUUGACGUGACCAAGCUUGAUGGUGAAGAUCGUCAGAAGUUUAUUGACAUGGUUUUCAAAGUAGCUGAACAAGAUAAUGAAAGGAUCUUGACGAAGCUAAGAAACAGAAUCGAUAGAGUUGGGAUCAAGCUUCCUACGGUUGAGGUCAGGUACGAGCAUUUGACGAUCAAAGCUGAUUGUUACACUGGUAAUAGAUCUCUUCCUACGCUUCUUAAUGUGGUGAGGAACAUGGGAGAAUCAGCUCUAGGCAUGAUUGGUAUUCAGUUUGCUAAGAAAGCUCAGCUUACCAUCCUUAAAGAUAUCUCUGGUGUCCUUAAACCUGGAAAGAUGACACUUUUGUUGGGUCCUCCUUCUUCUGGUAAGACCACUCUUCUCUUGGCUUUAGCCGGUAAACUCGAUAAAGAACUUCAAGUUAGUGGUGAUAUAACUUACAACGGUCACCGUCUCGAUGAGUUUGUUCCAAGAAAGACCUCUGCUUAUAUUAGCCAGAACGAUCUUCAUGUUGGUAUCAUGACUGUUAAGGAGACUCUUGAUUUCUCUGCUAGGUGCCAAGGUGUUGGUACUCGUUAUGAUCUGUUGAACGAGCUUGCAAGAAGAGAAAAGGAUGCUGGGAUAUUCCCUGAAGCUGAUGUUGAUCUCUUCAUGAAAGCUUCAGCUGCUCAAGGAGUUAAGAGCAGUCUCGUCACUGAUUAUACUCUCAAGAUUUUGGGGCUUGACAUUUGCAAAGACACCAUAGUUGGAGAUGACAUGAUGAGAGGUAUCUCUGGAGGUCAGAAGAAACGUGUCACAACUGGUGAGAUGAUUGUUGGUCCUACGAAGACACUCUUCAUGGACGAAAUAUCCACUGGUCUUGACAGUUCCACCACAUUCCAAAUCGUCAAGUGUCUGCAACAGAUCGUUCAUCUCACAGACGCUACGGUGCUCAUGUCACUCCUCCAGCCUGCUCCUGAGACCUUUGAUUUAUUCGACGAUAUCAUCUUGUUGUCGGAAGGUCAGAUCGUGUACCAAGGACCAAGAGACAACAUUCUUGAGUUCUUUGAGAGCUUUGGGUUCAAGUGUCCUGAGAGGAAAGGAACAGCUGAUUUCUUGCAAGAGGUUACUUCCAAGAAAGAUCAAGAACAGUACUGGGUGGACCCGAACAGACCUUACCGCUACAUUCCGGUUUCAGAGUUUGCCAGCAGAUACAAGAGUUUCCACGUUGGAACACAUAUUUCUAACCAACUUGCAGUACCAUUCGAUAAGACUCGCGGCCACAAAGCAGCUCUUGUGUUCGAUAAGUACUCUGUCUCAAAGAGGGAGCUUCUCAAGAGUUGUUGGGAUAAAGAGUGGCUUCUUAUGCAGAGAAACUCAUUCUUUUACAUUUUCAAGACUGUUCAGAUCAUCAUCAUCGCUGCAAUCACGUCUACACUCUUCCUCAGAACUGAAAUGGAUACAAAGAACGAGGCUGAUGCUAACAUCUACAUAGGAGCACUGCUGUUUGGGAUGAUCAUCAACAUGUUUAAUGGGUUUGCAGAGAUGGCUAUGAUGGUUUCGAGACUUCCGGUGUUCUACAAACAGAGAGAUCUCCUGUUUUAUCCAUCCUGGACCUUCACACUUCCCACUUUCUUGCUCGGGAUUCCAACCUCAAUCUUCGAAUCAACGGCAUGGAUGGUGGUGACUUAUUACUCCAUCGGUUUUGCACCUGAUGCGAGCCGCUUCUUCAAGCAGUUUCUCCUGGUGUUUCUGAUUCAACAAAUGGCUGCAUCCCUCUUUAGGUUGAUUGCUUCUAUUUGCAGAACCAUGAUGAUUGCUAAUACUGGUGGUGCUCUUACUCUACUUCUCGUGUUCUUGCUUGGAGGCUUCCUUAUUCCGAAAGGCGAGAUUCCUGACUGGUGGGGCUGGGCUUACUGGAUAUCUCCUCUUACCUAUGCUUUCAACGGUUUAACCGUCAACGAAAUGUUUGACUCUAGAUGGAUGGACAAAUUGGCUUCUGACAACAGAACAAGGCUUGGAACCAUGGUGCUUAAGAAUUGGGAUGUCUACAAUCAAAAGAACUGGUACUGGAUUUCAGUUGGAGCCCUGCUUGGUUUCACAGUCCUCUUCAACAUUCUUUUCACCAUUGCACUUACUGUUCUCAACCCUCUUGGGAAGAAGGCAGCUUUACUUCCAGAGGAAGAAAAUGAAGACGCGGAUCAGAGGAAAGAUCCAAUGCGCAGAUCUUUGUCUACUGCAGAUGGGAACAGAAGAGGAGAGGUCGCAAUGGGGAGAGUGAGUAGGGACUCUGCGGCUGAAGCAUCCAGGGGUGCAGGCAAUACGAAAGGAAUGGUUCUUCCUUUCACGCCUUUGGCUAUGUCCUUUGACGAUGUCAGAUACUUUGUCGACAUGCCUGCGGAAAUGAGGGACCAAGGAGUAACAGAAACAAGACUGCAACUGCUUAAAGGUGUUACUGGUGCAUUUAGACCAGGAGUCCUGACUGCGCUUAUGGGAGUGAGUGGUGCUGGUAAGACUACACUUAUGGACGUUUUGGCCGGAAGGAAAACUGGCGGAUACAUCGAAGGAGAUGUGAGAAUAUCAGGAUUCCCAAAGGUUCAAGAGACAUUUGCUAGAAUCUCAGGAUACUGUGAGCAGACUGAUAUCCAUUCCCCGCAAGUCACGGUCAGAGAAUCUUUGAUUUUCUCUGCUUUCCUUCGUCUUCCUAAAGAAGUUGGCAAAGAGGAAAAGAUGAUGUUUGUGGAUCAAGUGAUAGAAUUGGUAGAGCUGGACAGUCUUAGGGAUGCCAUUGUUGGUUUACCGGGUGUCACAGGGCUUUCCACGGAGCAGAGAAAGAGACUGACAAUUGCAGUGGAGCUCGUAGCCAACCCUUCCAUCAUCUUCAUGGAUGAGCCAACUUCUGGACUAGACGCUAGAGCAGCAGCUAUUGUGAUGAGGGCGGUGAGGAACACAGUGGACACUGGAAGAACCGUGGUCUGCACCAUCCAUCAGCCUAGCAUUGAUAUCUUUGAAGCGUUUGAUGAGUUGAUGCUGAUGAAGAGAGGAGGACAAGUGAUCUACGCUGGUCCAUUGGGUCGUAACUCCCACAAGGUUGUGGAAUACUUCGAAUCCUUUCCCGGAGUUCCCAAGAUUCCAGAAAAGUAUAACCCAGCCACUUGGAUGCUUGAAGCCAGCUCACUCGCAGCUGAGCUAAAGCUUAAUGUUGACUUUGCUGAGUUAUACAAGAACUCCGCUUUACACCAGAGAAACAAAGCGUUGGUGAAAGAACUCAGUGUACCACCAACAGGAGCAGUAGAUCUCUACUUUGCUACACAAUUCUCACAAAACACAUGGGGACAGUUCAAAUCAUGCCUAUGGAAACAAUGGUGGACGUAUUGGAGAUCUCCAGACUACAAUCUUGUCCGGUUCAUCUUCACAUUAGCAACAUCUCUCUUGAUUGGUACCAUCUUCUGGCAAAUCGGAGGUAACAGAGAUACCGCAGGAGACUUAUCAAUGGUUAUAGGAGCACUGUAUGGCGCGGUUAUUUUCGUGGGAAUCAACAAUUGUUCGACUGUACAACCUAUGGUUGCAGUAGAGAGAACUGUCUUCUACAGAGAAAGAGCAGCAGGAAUGUACUCAGCCAUGCCAUACGCCAUCUCUCAAGUCACAUGUGAGCUUCCUUAUGUCCUAGUUCAGACCGUUUACUACUCAGUCAUCGUCUACGCCAUGGUUGGUUUCGAAUGGAAAGUCGCAAAGUUCUUCUGGUUCCUCUUCGUUAGCUACUUCUCAUUCCUCUACUGGACUUACUACGGCAUGAUGACAGUUUCCCUCACACCAAACCAACAAGUGGCUUCCAUUUUCGCCUCAGCGUUUUACGGCAUUUUCAACCUCUUCUCUGGCUUCUUCAUUCCAAGACCCAAAAUCCCAAAAUGGUGGGUAUGGUACUACUGGAUCUGCCCUGUCGCAUGGACAGUCUACGGGUUGAUCGUGUCGCAGUACGGUGACGUUGAGACACCUAUCCAAGUUCUUGGAGGUGCUCCUGGCCUUACCGUAAAGCAAUACAUUGAUGACCAUUAUGGUUUCCAAUCUGACUUUAUGGGACCAGUAGCUGCCGUCCUCGUUGCUUUCACAGUCUUCUUCGCCUUCAUCUUCGCAUUCUGCAUCAGAACUCUCAACUUCCAGACCAGAUAAAACCAUCUCAAGAGUCUCUUUAUUCUACUACACAUAAAUCUCUGUUCUAAAAUAUGUAUUGUAGUGGAUUUCUUUUUUAUAACUAUUUUUAUUAUUUGUAGAUGACGACGAAUCAAAUCAGAUGUAAAAUAAUUCCCACUUAUUUUGUAUUGUUUUGAUAUAAAUAUACUUCAUUUUUUGUUUC
Molecule: messenger RNA, 6201 nt
Organism: Capsella rubella
Lineage: Eukaryota; Viridiplantae; Streptophyta; Magnoliopsida; Brassicales; Brassicaceae
Product: ABC transporter G family member 36
Exons: 9
Coding region: 1614-6017 (1467 amino acids)
Cellular component (GO): membrane
Molecular function (GO): ATP binding; ABC-type transporter activity; ATP hydrolysis activity
Source: RefSeq, a predicted model, not a curated record